UUUUUCAAUAAACUUCGAGCGGUCAUAUUACCACCAAAAUAUAAACAAAAAAAUAAAUUUAAUUUGCUUUCGAAAUGAAUCCAUUGACAAAUAUGAAGAAUGUGCUUAAGCUGAGCGAACACGAGCUGCAACAUGGAGGAAAAAAGAGCUGGCAUGAUAUGUACCGGGAUUCAGCCUGGAUAUUCGUCGCUGGAUUUCCGUAUACUCUUUCCGAGGGAGAUUUGAUCUGUGUGUUUUCCCAGUACGGAGAGGUGGUCAACAUUAACCUGAUUCGUGACUCCAAAACGGGAAAGUCGAAGGGCUUCUGUUUCCUGUGCUACGAGGAUCAAAGAUCUACAGUUCUAGCCGUUGACAAUCUAAAUGGCAUCAAAAUCAUUGACAGAACACUACGGGUGGACCAUGUGGCGGACUAUAAGCCCCCCAAGGAAAAUGAAAAGAUGGAUGAGGAGACUCUUCGACUUUAUAUGGAAGGAUGUGCGCCGAAACCUCAAAUUCAACACAUAAAGACUGAGAAAACAAAAGACAUGAAGAAGUAUAGAUAAUGAACGACAAACUUCUAAUAGAUUAGCAUUAGAAAAUAAAACAAUUUAUCAAAAUA
Messenger RNA from Drosophila rhopaloa, 598 nucleotides. RefSeq names its product RNA-binding motif protein, X-linked 2. Gene Ontology annotation, cellular component: U2 snRNP; catalytic step 2 spliceosome; precatalytic spliceosome. Gene Ontology annotation, molecular function: RNA binding. Gene Ontology annotation, biological process: mRNA splicing, via spliceosome. The coding region runs from base 75 to 542 and encodes 155 amino acids. Lineage: Eukaryota; Metazoa; Arthropoda; Insecta; Diptera; Drosophilidae. The transcript is spliced from 2 exons. The record is from RefSeq and is a predicted model, not a curated record.